UUGCUUCACUUUUCUCAUUCCAGAAAAAAUGAUCUAGCCUGCAGGCCUCAUUCCUGGCAUGCUACCAAAUUCACUGAAAAUCGGCUUGAAACAGCUGCAUCAAGACUCUCCUCCACCAAUGUCUGUGCUUCAUGGCCCUCUCAGUAUCAUUCAAGUUCCUUUGAUCUUUCAAAUUCAUGGAAUCAAUCAAAUCUACAUCGUACCUCAGGCCAAUUCAGCUCUGUGGGAAGCAUGGAUAUCUGGGAUCACACACCCCAAACAUAUCAGUAUGGACAGAUUUCCGCUGCAAAGUCCAAUAGCAGCAUUGAUCAUCUGGGGAAUCCCAGCAAAAGAGAUUCUGCAUAUGGUUCUUUUUCUACUAGCUCCAGUACACCUGAUCACACAUUGUCCAGUGUAGAUGCUCUGUCAACAGAGAACGUAAUGCAUAAAGUGGGCAACUGGGAAACGGCAAAACAAGGGAAUAGCAAGACUGUUUCAUUUCUGAGUGAUAAUGGAAGAUUUGAAGAAAAAGUUAACUCCUUUGCAACUCCACCACAAUACGAAAACAACCUAAGUUCACGACUAGAAGACCAUACUAAUUCAGUCUAUUCUGGGGCUGGACGAUCUAAUUUUGUACCUGUAUGGUAUGUCCCUGAAGAAAAAAAGUCUCCUUCCCCUCCACCUCCCCCACCCCCUCUCCGUAGUGAUAGUUUUGCUGCUACCAAAAGUCAUGAUAGAGAUCAUGCACCUCCUCUAUACUCAGAGGGCAUUCAGAGCCCCCAGCAUUUUGAAGGCUUACAUAGGACACCAAUCAGAAAUGAUUGGAGUGCUGAAACUGCUGAAGAACAAAAGCGAAUGAUCAGGUCAGUUGAGAAAACCUCACACAGAAGACGAGGAAGCAGCCCAAUACAAAGACCUGAUUUUAUUCCAGAUUAUGAUUUCUCUUCCCCAGGUGACAGAAUAAACAAUAAUAUGGAACAUGCUAAGAGGCUGCAUUCUUCUCUGUCUAGUACCGAUGUUCGAUUUCCCCAGUCUGUUUAUGAGUCUCAGAACCAUCAACAUCAGCGUCAAUAUAGUGAUGAAUAUAGUUUCUUUCACAAUGCAAAAGCCUCUGCAUCAUCUAAAGAGCCAAAAUGGCUCUUUUCUUAUAGUGACAUUAGGGAAAGGCCUUCUGAUAAACAUAACUGUCAUCUAAACCAAACCAGGAUUCCUAGUACCUCCACCACGGCAGUUUCUGACAUGAGUUCUGAGGAAAACCCUGGACUAAAUCAUUAUUACUGUGUAAAAGCGAAGCAGCAGCCUGCUCAGGGAACCUCAAAACCAUUACAGUUGAAAAAUGAACGUAGGAAUUCUGGAACAGAAAAACUUGCUGCUUCUGUGUCAAGUGAGAAUCCUGUCAUAACCAUGAGCCAAAAUUCUAAAUAUUCUCUACCUCAGCAUCUUACUGAGCCUUCUCUGCAUACAUGUGAAAAGAGAGCUCAUUGUGUAGUUAAUAAAGGAGAGGAUAUUAAAGCUGUUGUACUGGAAGAUUCUAGGAAGAUAAAUUACUCUGAGAAAUCAGGUCAGACUUUUGAAGAAAAUCUCAGUAGUCAUCAAGAAUAUAAGGAUGGGCAGGAGUAUUUUCAGGUGUCUGACACUAAAAUAGCCCCAAAAGAUUUCAAAUGGAAUCGGGAGAAGAACUAUCAUAUUUCUCCCCAAAAGACCCCAAUGUUGCAUUCUUUAGCUCAGGAAGAGAAAAGGCAGAUUAAUGUUGCUGCCGAAAUUGGGAUUAAUAAACAGACAGCAUUUGAUCUUCACCUAAGCAAAAAUGCAAGAAGGAGUGAUCGUUUUGCUACCACACUGAGAAAUGAAAUUCAAAUGAAGAGAGCAAAACUCCAAAAAAGCAAAAGCACAGCAGCCUUAGUAGAGCCAACUGAGGAAGAGGAGUAUGCUGAGAACUGGAAGCAUGAUUCUCAAGAAAAGGCAGCUCCUUCAUCAGAAAGUUGUUAUUCUCACAUGUACAAAGAUAAUCUGAAAGAGGCCCAAGCCAGAGUCUUGAAGGCCACUUCUUUUCAGCGCCGAGACUUGGAACCCAAUUCUGCAGAUUAUCUUCCAAACCGAAAGACAAAUAUAUAUAAUACUUCUCCAUUGACUUUAGUUUCUGAAGAUGAAUUAGGUUUUCCUGACCUUAGGCAGUCUUCUAAAGAGAUAUCACUGAGUAAUGCUGCUCACCAGCUUUCACGUAUUGGUGCUAGGAAGAGAUUUACUGCAGAACAAAAGUUAAAAUCUUAUUCUGAACCUGAGAAAAUAAAUGAAGUGGGUUUGUUGGAUGAUAACUGCCAAACACACCAUCGUCCAACUACAUCAGAGGAAGCUUUGGAAACUUUUGCAGAUAAAUGGAAGUUUUUUGAAGAGACUAGUAAGCCAGUCUGUCAAAAAUCUUCACAAAGAUGUGCAUCCUACUUUCAUUCAGAAGCAGAGUCUGCUACUCCUCGUAGAAAUUCUAAUGAAAUUGAAUCUGGAGGAUCAUGGUCCAAAAAAAGAAUGCGGUCAGCUUCUUUUGGAGUUGAGAAUGUGCUUUGUGCGUCUGAUACACCUAAUGAAACUGUACGUUACAGUGGCCAUAUUGCUAAAUCAAGACAACCUCAGAGGUUAGAAACAUUUGCAGAAUACCAGGCAUCUUGGAAAGAACAGAGAAAACAUAUAGAAAGCUGUAGUUCUGGAAAGUACCAUUCAGCUGAUAAUAUCCUUGAUGCUGGCCUCGAACAACUUGAGAAGUCUCAGUAUAAACAUGAACGGUCCAGGUCAUCUCCUUCUACUGAUUCUUACAAGCAGGAAACAUCAACAGAAGCAAAGAGACAUACUGAAAAAUCCAGGAAAGAUGAAAAGCUUAUUUCCUCCGUUGCAAAAUCAGAUGAAAGCAGCUGCAAUUUGAGAUCAUCUGAUAAAGAGUACUCAGAAGAUUUUCUGAGAGAACUCACAGCUCAGGAGGACUACAGUUCAGGAAACAAGUGGAAAGUAUCUGCAAGGUCCUUUCAUGCAGAAUCCGCCACAAUUACAUCACAGCAGAGCCGAGGCAGAUCUGGGACAUUGCCCAGUGAUUACAGAUACUCACAGGAAAAUCUAAAUGAGAAAAGCAAAGAUUAUGGUGCUUUGCCUCUUAUGAUUUCUGGACUACAAAUAUCAGAUAAGAACCAGCACUGUUUAACACAUAUCAAAGCAGAAGAAAAUCUACAGGGGAAUUCUAUACUGCUGAAUAAGAAACAUGGCUCUUUUCCUCAGAGGCCACCCGCACCCAAACAAGAUAAGAAACACAGGCGACAGGAUAGUUUUUCAGCUUCACUUGCUUCAGAAUCUUUACUGACUGUACCCAACAGAUCAGAUCAGUCUUCCCCUGCUGCUACCAAUAUAGCUAUAGGCACAUCAUCACCUUCUCAGGUUCCCUCAAAAAAUUCUGGAAAAUUUAUAAGUGCAGAGUCUGGGCAGUUGGCAUCAACAGAAAAUGUUUUUCAGCAUUUAGAAGAAAAAAGACAUCUCAAAUCUGAACCUCCCCUUCCUUCAGCUUAUCGUUACCAUCUAAAAGCUAGAAUGGAAGCAUCAAGAUCCCCUUCACCACAAUUUGCUCCACCAAAGCUGACUGAUAAGCCACCUGUGCCUGCUCAGGAUGAAAAUUCCGCAAGAAUUGAAAGAGUGAUGGAUAACAAUACAACCGUAAAAAUGGUUCCAAUCAAGAUUGUACAUUCUGAGAGCCAUUCAGAGAAGACAAGCAGACAGAAUCUUGGGACCACAAUAGAGCCUCCUACUUUACCAAGUGGCUUAGAAAAAGACCAAAUCAAGACACUUAGCACUUCUGAACAGUCCUAUUCACGUUUUUGUGCUUAUACGAGACAAGAUGUGGAAACUGAGCUUGAGAACAAAUCAAACCUGUCGUCUUUGCAACCUAUUGAAAGCUUUGGGAAGAACAUAAAAGAGAAUGACAUAUCCACCCAUGCAGUUAACUAUGUGAGAGCCAAAGAAAAGACAAUUGAGGACUGGAAAUCAGAAGAAUUAGCUAGAGAAAUAGUAGAUAAAGAUAAAUCAUUAGCAGAAAUUUUAGACCCAAAUGUGAAAAUAAAAACCACAAUGGAUUUAAUGGAGGGAAUCUUUCCCAAAGAUGAACAUCUCUUAGAAGAAGCACAGCAUCGCAGAAAAUUUAUUUUAAAGAUUUCAGCACCCAAAACUGAAGAGGAAAACACCUCUGCGCCCAAGGCAGAACUUCUGAUCAAGAUGAAGGAUAUGCAGCAGCAGCAGCAGCAGCAGCAACAGCAAAGUGAGGAGGAUUCUGAAAACGAGUUAGACCACAAUUUGUCUGAGAAGAAGCAAGAGCUUAUAGAUAGCAUUAGUCGAAAACUAAAAGUGCUAAAAGAAGCUCGAGAGACACUCUUGGAAGACAUUCAAGCCAAUAAUCUUCUUGGAGAUGAAGUGGAGGUGGUGGUAAAGGAGGUCUGCAAACCCAAUGAAUUUGACAAGUUUCGGAUGUUUAUUGGAGACCUAGACAAAGUGGUUAACCUCCUGCUAUCACUCUCUGGUCGACUUGCCAGAGUAGAAAAUGCAUUAAACAACUUGGAUGAAAACGCUUCUCCCGAGGAAAGGCGGAUUCUAGUAGAAAAACAGAAAUUACUCACACAACAGCAUGAAGAUGCAAAGGAGCUGAAAGAAAACCUGGAUCGAAGAGAACGCAUUGUCUUUGAUAUUCUGGCCAGCUAUCUGAGUGAUGAAAGCCUUGCCGAUUAUGAGCACUUUGUCAAAAUGAAAUCAGCCCUCAUAAUAGAACAGCGAGAGCUAGAGGACAAAAUAAAACUUGGGGAAGAGCAACUCAAAUGCCUGACUGAAAGUCUCCAGCCUGAAAGACCCAAAUAAUGAUUCAAUAAUCCUGGGACUUUGUUUUACAUAGUUUUAUUUGCAAACCUUGAAACCUUUUAUAGUUUUUUAAGACAGAAAAGAGACCAAUAUACACAUGAGCACUGUUCCCUGAUUUCCCAAAAGGGAAUAAGAAAACUCUUUUAAUUUUAGAGACUUGGAGAAAAAGUACUUGCAUUAAGCAGACAAAACAACUUUUCCAACACUAUGAUUAGGCUGGUGAAAUACAUUGGCACCAUUGUACAUUUAGAUACUUUUUUUAAAAAGUAAUUUUAGUCUUUUCAAAAUUAUUUCAAAACCGUUUGCUCAAGUAAACUUUUAAUUAUAUCCAAUUAAAAUAAUUCAGAAUGUACCAAUAAAUUGGUAUAUUUCUGUGGCUUUGUGAAUUUUAAAGUUCUAAUGAAUUAUAUCUAUAGUUCAUUAAUUUAUCACUUCAGUAUUGAUGGCUCUGGAAGAGAUAAGAAAGACAACUUUAACUCAAAGCAGUUUUCUUAUCUGAAUAAAAAACUGAAGGAUUGAUUCUUAUAAGUCUAAGUUUAUAAUAUAGUGCAAAAUUAAUACGACAUUUCAUUACGUACUAUUUGCCAGGAGUUGUAUUAGUCAUAUAUUUGUAGAUUGUUCUGCAUAUUCUUCAUCUAUAUGUUUUCACCUGAUGACUUUGCCUUUAAGGAUCAAUGUUUGUCCAGUGACUGCUAUAAGCUCCUUGUUUUACUUGGAUACCUCUGUGCUUUGUUUUUAUUAGCAAAUGAUAUAACAGUUUGAUCUUAUUUUCUAGUCCAAUCACAUGUAGGGACAUAUUAACACUGUAAUCUAAAAAAAUAUUUUUAAAAAGCCACUUUAAAACCUUUUACAUGAUAAGGAUGCAAUAACUGUUGAUGUAUUAACCAACUUAUAAGUAAUGUUCCUUAACAUUAAUGGAUGUUUGUAAUGAAUAAAGAUAAUUGUUAUGUCUUUUCUAUAGGGUAUUUUUAAGACUUACUGAGAAAUAAUUUACCCAAAACCUUGAGCCAGUACUGCACAGUACCCUCAUUUAGAAGUUAAAUUAACUGCACCAUUACAAAAGAACUUAACUGUGAAUCAUUCCACAAGAAUAGGUACAAUUUCAGCUGUUCUGAUUACUCUAGCAAUAAAACGGUUAGCUAUAGAAGAACUAGCCAUAAUUGAUUCCACAUAAUCAUGAUUUCAUAAGUGGAUAUCAGUCAAUCCUGUGCAUAUAAAGCAAACCUAGGACUCCUACCACAACACGUGUUUAUAGGAUUGCAAUCAUGUAUUCUUGAUCGGUCUUUUCCCUCAAAUAUCAGUGCUAAUUCAUACAUUUGAUGCCAUUUCCUUCUAUGUUGUUAACAUUAUUUUAACAAUUUUUUCUACUACUGUAUUUAUAUCUGACAUCAUUGUGACAUACAUUCUCCAGUCCAUAUUAGACAAGUGUUCCAUUUUGUUUCUGGUUUA
Pseudonaja textilis is the source of this 6306-nucleotide messenger RNA. The record is from RefSeq and is a predicted model, not a curated record. Lineage: Eukaryota; Metazoa; Chordata; Lepidosauria; Squamata; Elapidae.